CCCUGACCCGCGAGAUGCCUGAAGUUUGUGCCUCUGGCUCUCUCAUGGUUGCUUCCUAGAUGGCUUCCCGAUACGCCAAACUCGCUGCUCUUGCGAGUGCAUUCUUCGCCGCUCAUGGACAAGCACAAGUUGACAUCUUGUCUUUCGUCGAUCCUCUCAUAGGAACGACUAAUGGCGGCCAUGUCUUUCCUGGCGCAACGCUGCCGUUCGGCAUGGCAAAAGCUGGAGCAGACGUGAAUGUCGAGAAUCAAGGCGGAUUCAGCACCGGAGACGUGACUGGGAACAUAACGGGAUUCUCACACAUGCACGAUUCGGGCACAGGAGGAAGUCCAUCAUUGGGGAAUUUCCCACUCUUCCCACAGGCCGGCUGUCCCGACGAUGAUGUCAAUCAAUGCGUAUUCCCAUACGACUUGCGCUCGGUGCCUCGCAUCAAUGACUCCGUGGAAGCUCGCCCGGGAUACUUUGCUGUUUCUAUGCAAACCAACAUCCAUACUGAAAUGACGGCGACGAACCACACAGCUCUGUAUCGCUUCAACUUCCCAGAGCAGCCAGUGGAGAGGAAUGCCACACUUAGCCCGCUUAUACUCGUAGACUUGAUCGAUCUGCCGCGGUCGAGGAUCAACGGAUCCAUUUCUGUCGAUGCCAGCUCAGGACGUAUAUCUGGAAGUGGAGUUUUCUCUCCCAGCUUCGGGUUUGGCAACUAUGAACUGCACUUCUGUGCCGAUUUUUCUGGAGCCGACAUUCGAGAUACUGGAGUCUUCAUGAAUAACCGUGCUGGCACCGAGCCCAAGAACCUCAGCAUUGUGACUGAUGGGGUGAACAACUCUCCAGACCUUCUGCCUGCUGGCGCUUGGACAAGAUUCGAGACGCCCACCGAGAAUCGUCAGAUCUUGGCAAGAGUAGGCGUCAGUUUCAUCUCCAUCAGUCAGGCUUGCCACAACGCAGAAACAGAGAUUCCCGAUUUUGACUUCAAUGCCACUUAUGCAGCAGCUCAAGAAGCUUGGCGAGAUACGCUUGGAGUCGUCGAGGUAAAGCCUGGUGGAGUCAAUGAAAGCUUACAGACUGUGCUCUGGUCCGGGCUGUAUCGUGCGUCCAUCUCGCCUCAGGAUUACACUAAUGAGAACCCGUUAUGGAACAGCACUGAGCCUUAUUACGACUCGUACUACUGCAUCUGGGACUCUUUCCGUAGCAUCGACACUCUGAUCACCAUUCUGGAUCCGUACAGCCAGAUUCAGAUGAUUCGCAGUCUUAUCGAUAUCUACCGGCAGGAAGGAUGGCUUCCGGAUUGCCGAAUGUCGCUGUGCAAGGGCUUCACUCAAGGAGGGUCCAAUGCCGAUGUUGUCAUCGCGGAAUCAUACCUGAAAUUGGGACAGCUGGCUGCGGACCAUGGUGUCGACUGGAAGACCGCGUACGAGGCUGUCGUCAAAGACGCCGAGGAAGAGCCUCAGAACUGGGCGGUGGAAGGCCGUGGCGGUCUCUUGAGUUGGAAGACUCUGAACUACAUACCGACCGACGAUUAUGACCCGUAUGGCGUGGGUCCCUUCACACGCAGCAUCAGCAGAACUGUCGAAUAUGCCUAUGACGACUACUGCAUCGCAGAGAUGGCUCGCGGAAUGGGCAACACUGCUGAUUACGAAAAGUACCUGGCGUCGUCAGAAUACUGGCGAAAUAUGUGGAAGGCCGAUCAAAACAGCAGCAUCAACGGCACUGACACUGGCUUUGAAGGAUUCCUGAUGCCGAAGUUCCUCAAUGGUACAUGGGGUUUUCAAGACCCAAUCUUCUGCUCUCUCAUCUUGAACUUCACAAGCUGCUAUCUCAACCCGGACGGGCAUGAGACCUACGAGGGAAGCUCCUGGCUCUAUUCGUUCUUCGUGCCACAUGACCAAGCUUCCUUGAUUGCGACCAUGGGUGGCGCUCAGACUUUUGUCAACCGUCUUGACUACCUGCACGAAUUCCCCGGUCUGCUGUACAUUGGCGACGAGCAGGGCUUCCUUCCUGUCUAUCAGUACCACUACGCAGGGCGGCCUGGCAAGAGCGCCGAGAGAGCACACUUCUACAUUCCAUCACAGUUCAACGACACCAUUAAUGGAAUUCCUGGAAACGACGAUAGCGGAGCUAUGGGAUCUUUCGUGGCACUAUCUAUGAUGGGCAUGUUCCCAAAUCCUGGGCAAGACGUCUACUUCAUCACACCUCCAUUCUUCGAAGAGGUCAGCGUUACCAACAAGCUUACCGGCAAGAAGGCCACGAUCCGGAACAUCAACUUCGACCCAGAGUACCAGAACAUCUACGUUCAGAGUGCUACCUUGAAUGGUGAGCCCUAUACGAAGAACUGGUACUCACACUCGUUCUUCUUGGAGGGCGGCGUGCUGGAACUCACUCUUGGACGAAAUGAAAGCACUUGGGGUAUGAGGCCUGAAGAUCUGCCACCCAGCGUGUCAACUUCAGCAGGUUAUGAACGCAACGAGUUCGAUUAUUUCAUGUAAUCAAGAGUUCAGAACUGAUUGAUCAUGAAAGCUGCCAAAAUCAUAAUACAUCAUCAUCCC
This is a messenger RNA of Cercospora beticola, 2543 nucleotides long. Its product is annotated as GH92 family glycosyl hydrolase. Lineage: Eukaryota; Fungi; Ascomycota; Dothideomycetes; Mycosphaerellales; Mycosphaerellaceae. Gene Ontology annotation, biological process: glycoprotein catabolic process; carbohydrate metabolic process; protein quality control for misfolded or incompletely synthesized proteins. Gene Ontology annotation, molecular function: peptide-N4-(N-acetyl-beta-glucosaminyl)asparagine amidase activity; carbohydrate binding. The record is from RefSeq and is a predicted model, not a curated record. Gene Ontology annotation, cellular component: cytosol; nucleus.